UGGCGGACACGCACAGUCCCUAACAGGGCUGGCUAUUUUGACAAGAGUGAAGCGGCUGAUAAAUAUAGUGACUUUUUUGUUCACAAAGAAGAGUCACUUCUUGAGGGGACAAUCCUUUCUGUCCACAAAACGUCAGUUAGAGUGAAAUUCCUAAUUGAUGAAUCAGUAUCAACCAUCAAGUUUGAACACAUUGUGGCAAUAACAGAUCAAGAAUUUGAAAAAGGUCGAAAAAGAAAAAGAAACGAGGAAGACUGGGAGAAGAACAGGAAAAAGCAGAAGAGAAACUUUGGCCAAUCUUACAGCCCAUACAUAUCCUACACGAAUAGGAAAUCAAAUACACAAGCACGGUCUAUUGGUGAGCCCUGUCAUAACUGGAGGCUGAAUUGUAGUAACAAAAUAUCAGUGGAUCGGAGGAAAAACUUCUUUUGUUCCUAUUGGAAUCUGGGUAACCUUGAUAAACAGAGGCAAUUCCUUUUGAAUUCCAUUGUUAUUGAGGCUCCAUCUCGACACAGACCAAGGAAAGAAGUAGGUGAAAAUAGAAGCAAUUCCAUAAAGUACUUUUUGAACGUGCAACAAGUAUGUCAGCCAAUGUUUUUGGAAACAUUUGGUGCAUCUCGCAAAACUGUACGUACUGCUAUUUUUUUAAAAAAAGAUGGUAAUCUUGUCUCAGAAGACAGAAGGGAAAAGGGCAAUCUCGUGUGAAAUAUAAUGAUGAUUCCCUUGAUGCUGUAAAGCGACACAUAAUAAUAAGUCUUGGUAGCUAUAAAGUUUUGUUUUAUCUUCGUUUUUUAAAAAUACAGUUGUCUACUCGUUAAAAUCUCACAUCUGCUCUCUCGCUGGACACACAUACUCACCUAUUUUACAAAAACAAAAACAAAUAUGGUAGACCAAGCUACCACAAAGGCGCACAUCGACAACCCAGUUCAGACCACCGACUUAUAACAUUAUCUUGUAGCCAACAUAACCAAAUGUCAACAAUCAAUAAAUCAAUGUAUAAUAAUAUAACAAUUCUUCUUUAAUGCAAACAACGAGAAUGUUUUAUUAAUAUGUACA
Molecule: messenger RNA, 1053 nt
Organism: Hydractinia symbiolongicarpus
Lineage: Eukaryota; Metazoa; Cnidaria; Hydrozoa; Anthoathecata; Hydractiniidae
Exons: 1
Source: RefSeq, a predicted model, not a curated record